CUACAUUUCAGUUAAUUGUAGUUUCCUCCCGGGUAGAGUUUACAGUAGCGCACGUUACAUGACCUGAGAGUGAAGAAGCCUUUAAGAUGUCAAAAGUCUGCUUUCAUUUAUCGCGACUUUCUUUAGGUCACAAUGUUUUUACAAGCCGAAGGACUGUGAAUUUAAGACCAUGUGCCACAAGGAUGCUGUCUAUAACAUCACAGCGUUGUGCACAGUCCAGAAAACCUCCGGAUGAUGAUGAUGAUGAUGAUGAAGCAGUAUCCAAGCCCAUCAAGUUCUCAACCAGCAAAGCCAGUCACCGAACCUGGAAUGUGGAUCGUUCGCUGGGCAGCAACUACGAGCGUCCCUGGUGGAAAGUUCUACCCAUCAGCCUCUUUGGUGUGGGCUUCCUCCUCUGGUGCGCAUUCAGGAAAGAGACAGAGUUGGAUGAAUCUCUGGAGAAAAACCUGUAUGAACAUUUACCAGGACUGCUGUCUGAUGAAGAACAGGAGGAAGUCAAAAACAAACCAUCAUAGUGGCUUAAGAGACAUUUUCCAUUUGUGAUGUAUAUUUAUCAUUUAAUGAUGCCUUCAGAAGUAAAAUGCUUUCUCCAAACGGAGUCGGAAAUCAAAUUUGUUGAAAAGUCAAACUGACCGUCCAGACACUCUGGUGCAGGGAACUUUAUCAUCUGUGUUUAGAUUUAUAUUGAAAAGUCAGAGACAUUUAAGAAUUGUAAGCAUAAUGGAGAAACUUCUGAAUUGUGAUGCGACUGCGGAUUUACAAAUAAUAUCAGGAAACCCGCGAUUGAACACACUGAAAGUUAACAUUGAGAACAUCUGUAUAAUAAACUGUAUUUAAAAUAA
Messenger RNA from Megalobrama amblycephala (Wuchang bream), 842 nucleotides. RefSeq names its product linkage group 22 C16orf91 homolog (gene uqcc4). The record is from RefSeq and is a predicted model, not a curated record. The transcript has 2 exons. NCBI's taxonomy places the organism in Eukaryota, Metazoa, Chordata, Actinopteri, Cypriniformes, Xenocyprididae. Bases 87 to 515 code for a protein of 142 amino acids.